CCUCCUGCCCCCCUCCACCAUGAGUGACAUCUACGAGUCGGCGGCCAACUCUCUGGGCCUCUUCAGCAGCCCCUGCCUCACCAAGGUGGAGCUUAGAGUGACCUGCAAAGGGAUCUCAGACCGAGAUGCUCUGUCCAAACCGGACCCCUGCAUCAUCCUCAAGAUGCAGUCCCACGGGCAGUGGAUGGAGGUGGACCGGACAGAGGUGAUCCGCAGCUGCGUCAACCCCACCUACUCCAAGGUCUUCACCUUGGACUUUUAUUUUGAAGAGGUGCAGCGUCUGCGCUUCGAGCUGUAUGACAUCAACAGCGGGCACAACGGGCUGAGGGAGGCCGACUUCCUGGGGUCGGUGGAGUGCACGCUGGGACAGAUCAUCUCCCAGAGGAAACUGUCCAAAGCUCUGCUGAGACCAGGAGGAACGGUCGGGAAAGCCAUCAUCACUGUCUCAGCAGAGGAGCUGACGGGGAACGAUGACUACAUCGAGCUUUCCUUCAGCGCCAGGAAGCUGGACGAUAAGGUAGCAGCUUCUGUCUCUGAGAUCCAUCUUUGCUUGAAUGUGUUAAUAAAGGAUCUAAGCAAAUCCUCUCUCUGUCUCCCUCAGACGGUCAUGAAUAAUCUCAAUCCUGUGUGGAAAACCUUCAAAGUUUCUCUGAACUCGCUCUGCAGCGGAGACCACGAGCGGAAGCUGCAGUGCACCGUGUGGGACUGGGACUCCAACGGGAAACACGACUACAUCGGGGAGUUCGAGGCCUCGUUCACGGAGAUGAGGGGAGCCAUCGAUGGGCGACAGGUCCAGUGGCCGUGCAUGAAUCCCAAAUAUAAAGUCAAGAAGAAGAACUACAAGAACUCUGGGAUUGUUAUUCUGAACCAGUGCAAGAUCAUCAAGAUGCACUCCUUCCUGGAUUACAUCAUGGGAGGCUGUCAGAUCCAGUUCACCGUGGCAAUCGACUUCACGGCGUCUAACGGCGACCCUCGGAACAGCUGCUCUCUGCAUUACAUCCACCCCUACCAGCCUAACGAGUACCUGAAGGCCCUGGUGGCCGUGGGGGAGAUCUGCCAGGACUACGACAGUGAUAAAAUGUUCCCGGCGUUCGGCUUCGGCGCCCGGAUCCCCCCGGACUUCAAGGUCUCCCACGACUUCGCCGUGAAUUUUAACGAGGACAACCCGGAGUGUGCAGGUAUUCAGGGCGUGGUUGAGGCCUAUCAGGCAUGCCUGCCCAAGCUGCAGCUCUACGGUCCCACCAACAUUGCCCCCAUCAUCCAGAAGGUGGCCAAGUCCGCCUCACAGGAGGUCCACACCAAAGAGGCCAUGGCCUACUUCAUCCUGCUGAUCCUGACCGACGGCGUGAUCACGGACAUGGCCGACACCAGGGAGGCCAUCGUCCAGGCCUCGCACCUGCCCAUGUCCAUCAUCAUCGUGGGGAUUGGGAACGCUGACUUCGGAGACAUGCAGAUGCUGGACGGAGACGAUGGGAUCCUGAGGUCCCCCAAAGGAGAGCCUGUCCUCCGGGAUAUCGUCCAGUUUGUCCCAUUUCGCAACUUCAAACAUGCGUCUCCAGCUGCUCUGGCGAAGAGCGUCCUAGCAGAAGUGCCCAACCAGGUGGUUGACUACUACAACAGCAAGGGCAUCAAGCCCAAAGUGCCCAGUGAAUACCAGUCUUCCAGGCCGUUCGGGCCCUAAGCUCCGCCUCCACAGCGGCCCAGCAGAAGCACCUCAUGAGAACUUCACCAAAUGUUUACUGUUACAUGUUCUUCGUUGAAGCGGACGCUGAAGGUGACACUGCUCAGACGUCUUUGCAGUUUCACUCGGUUCUGACAACAAAGUUUUAACAAAAGGAACUUUUUAGAACCCUCAUGGUUCCUGGUUUUCCUUCUGCUACUUCAGUACCUGAACUUCCAUGAUUUCAAAUAAGUUAACUAAAGGUAGCUUUCAGAUGUCAUUGUUAGUUUUAGAUCAUUUCUUUGAUGGAGGAUCCUUCUGUGGCUCACUGCUCUCUAAGAACCAUAUAGGUCCAGAGUCAAUUCAGUCUGGAGAAAUGGUUCAGGUAAGUUCUCAGCUGUUCACUUUACUGUAGGAAGGACCCUUACAGCAAAGUGGGGUUGGGAGCAAGUGGAGGGUCACAACGUUGUUUUCCUCAGACUUUCCUUAAAAGUUUAAUCACUACAGUCUACAGCUAUUUAAAAUGUUUUUAUAUAUACCUUAAAUUUUGGGCAGGUAUGCAUAUAGUUCAAACUAGUGGAAGCUAUUGCAUCGUUGCAUACAGCAAAAUCCAAUUUGUUGAACAUUGCAAUGGAAAAAACAACACAGAGACAGGAGAAUUUAGAGAAGCCAAUUAACUGCGCUAUGUUAUUCCACGCCACAACACCAGAGGGCCAAUCAGGAACUAGCUGUGGGUCUAGAUA
This is a messenger RNA of Cyprinodon variegatus (sheepshead minnow), 2403 nucleotides long. RefSeq names its product copine-4-like (gene cpne4a). Gene Ontology annotation, biological process: cellular response to calcium ion. Gene Ontology annotation, cellular component: plasma membrane. The record is from RefSeq and is a predicted model, not a curated record. Lineage: Eukaryota; Metazoa; Chordata; Actinopteri; Cyprinodontiformes; Cyprinodontidae. Gene Ontology annotation, molecular function: calcium-dependent phospholipid binding. The transcript is spliced from 14 exons. The coding region runs from base 20 to 1681 and encodes 553 amino acids.